AUGGCGGAUUCUUCCGAGUCGCUCAACAUGGCCACCAGCCCUGCACGCAGUUCUCGGCGGGGGGAUGCCCUCACCUCCAGCCCGGGGAGAGACCUGCCGCCCUUUGAGGAUGAAUCUGAAGGACUUCUGGGGACUGAAGGCCUCCCUGAUGAGGAAGAUGAUGAUGGGGAGGAGCUGAUUGUAGAUGGGAUGGAACGGGACUACCGCCAUAUUCCAGAGUUGGAUUUCUAUGAACGUGAGGGCUUAGCCAUGGAUGAUGAAGACAUAGAGGAACUGACCGCCAGUCAAAGGGAAGCAGCAGAGCAGGCAAUGAGGCAGAGGGACCGCGAAAUGGACCGUGGCCUGGGCCGCAUGCGGCCUGGUCUGCUUUACGACAUUGAUGAUGAAGAUGAGGAUCGCCCUUCGCGGAAGAGGCGCAUGGCUGAACGAGCAGCUGAUGGCAUAGAGGAUGAGGAUGAAGACAUGAUUGAGAGCAUUGAGAACCUGGAAGACAUGAAGGGGCACUCUGUGAGGGAGUGGGUGUCUAUGGCAGCCCCUCGACUUGAAAUCUACCACCGCUUCAAGAACUUCCUGAAGACACAUGUGGAUGACCACGGCCACAAUGUCUUCAAGGAGAGGAUCAGUGACAUGUGCAAAGAGAACAGGGAGAGCCUGGUGGUGAAUUAUGAAGACUUGGCUGCCCGUGAACACGUCCUCGCCUAUUUUCUUCCUGAGGCCCCAGCUGAAAUGCUGAAGAUCUUUGAUGAAGCUGCCAAGGAAGUGGUGUUGGCCAUGUACCCCAAAUAUGACCGGAUUGCUCAGGAAAUCCACGUUCGCAUUUCCCACUUACCUCUGGUGGAGGAGUUGCGGUCACUCAGGCAGCUACAUUUGAACCAGCUGAUCCGGACGGGUGGGGUUGUAACAAGCUGCACAGGGGUCCUCCCCCAGCUCAGCUUGGUCAAAUACAAUUGUACUAAGUGCAGCUUCAUCCUGGGGCCUUUCUGUCAGUCUCAGAACCAGGAAGUGAAGCCUGGAUCCUGCCCUGAGUGUCAGUCUGCUGGUCCCUUUGAAAUCAACAUGGAACAGACCGUCUACCAGAACUACCAGCGCAUUAAAAUCCAGGAAAGCCCUGGGAAAGUGGCAGCUGGCCGGCUUCCUCGCUCCAAGGAUGCCAUUUUGCUUGCUGACCUGGUGGACAGCUGCAAGCCAGGAGAUGAGAUCGAGCUUACUGGAAUCUACAAUAACAAUUAUGACGGUUCCUUGAAUACAGCCAAUGGAUUUCCAGUGUUUGCCACAGUGAUUCUGGCCAAUCACAUUGCAAAGAAGGAUGACAAGGUAGCAGUUGGGGAGCUCACGGAUGAGGACAUGAAGGUCAUCGUAGGCCUCUCCAAGGAUGAGCAGAUCGGAGAGAAAAUCUUUGCUAGCAUUGCUCCUUCCAUUUAUGGACAUGAAGACAUCAAAAGGGGCCUGGCCCUAGCCCUGUUUGGAGGAGAACCUAAAAACCCAGGUGGAAAGCAUAAAGUCCGUGGUGACAUCAACGUUUUGCUUUGUGGGGAUCCCGGAACAGCCAAGUCUCAGUUCCUGAAAUAUGUUGAAAAAGUGUCCAGCAGAGCGAUCUUUACCACCGGCCAGGGUGCUUCUGCUGUUGGUCUGACCGCUUAUGUUCAGAGGCACCCGGUGAGCAAGGAGUGGACCCUGGAGGCAGGCGCCCUGGUGCUGGCAGACAGAGGGAUUUGCUUAAUAGAUGAGUUUGACAAGAUGAAUGAUCAGGACAGAACCAGCAUCCACGAAGCCAUGGAGCAGCAGAGCAUCUCCAUCUCAAAGGCGGGCAUCGUCACAUCUUUGCAAGCGCGCUGCACUGUUAUGGCCGCUGCCAACCCCAUAGGUGGCCGCUAUGAUCCCUCCUUGACUUUCUCAGAAAACGUUGAUCUGACGGAGCCCAUCAUCUCUCGAUUUGAUAUCCUGUGCGUCGUCAGGGACACCGUGGAUCCUGUUCAGGAUGAGAUGCUGGCUCGGUUUGUGGUUGGCAGUCACAUCAAGCAUCACCCCAGCAACAAGGAUGUUGUGAGUGGAGACUCUCAAGAGAUUAUUCUUCCUAAUACUUACGGCGUGGAACCCAUACCUCAGGAGGUCCUGAAGAAAUACAUAAUCUAUGCCAAGGAGAAAGUCCAUCCCAAACUCAACCAGAUGGACCAGGACAAAGUGGCCAGAAUGUACAGUGAACUCCGGAAAGAAUCAAUGGCGACCGGAAGUAUCCCCAUCACAGUGCGCCACAUUGAAUCCAUGAUCCGAAUGGCCGAGGCCCAUGCCCGCAUGCACCUGCGGGAUUACGUGAUGGAGGACGAUGUCAACAUGGCCAUCCGAGUCAUGCUGGAGAGUUUCAUUGACACACAGAAGUUCAGCGUUAUGAGGAGUAUGCGGAAGACUUUUGCUCGGUACCUUGCCUUCAGGCAGGAUAACAAUGAGCUAUUGCUGUUCAUUUUGAAACAGCUGGUCUCAGAACAGGUGAUGUAUCAGAGAAAUCGUUAUGGGGCUCAGCAGGAUACCAUUGAGGUUCCAGAGAAAGACCUGGUUGACAAGGCUCGCCAGAUCAACAUCCACAACCUUUCUGCCUUCUAUGACAGUGAGCUGUUCAAGAUGAACAGGUUCAGCCGGGAUGUGAAGCGGAAGCUGAUUCUGCAGGCAUUCUGAAGGUCAUGAAUUCCUGAGUAGCUGCAGAGAAAUGACCAUGUGGAACUGUGCCUCGCAUAGCGAUGCAGUGGAAAAACAAAACCAACCACUUUAGGAACCUGCAAGGAAGAUCUAGAAACUCUGCUGUGCUGAAGGACUUGUGCAUAGAAUAAAUAGAAUGGCCCUGAGUGUUUCAUGCCCAGCAUUCCUGUGCUUCAUGCUAGCUGAGGUUGUUGGAUAAAAAACCCCCAAGGAAUACUUUCUGCUGGCUCCAGGUUUGAAACUU
Gekko japonicus is the source of this 2935-nucleotide messenger RNA. RefSeq names its product minichromosome maintenance complex component 2 (gene MCM2). Gene Ontology annotation, molecular function: single-stranded DNA helicase activity; ATP binding; 3'-5' DNA helicase activity. Gene Ontology annotation, biological process: DNA replication; double-strand break repair via break-induced replication; mitotic DNA replication initiation. The coding region runs from base 1 to 2670 and encodes 889 amino acids. The record is from RefSeq and is a predicted model, not a curated record. The transcript has 16 exons. NCBI's taxonomy places the organism in Eukaryota, Metazoa, Chordata, Lepidosauria, Squamata, Gekkonidae. Gene Ontology annotation, cellular component: MCM complex; nucleus.